Messenger RNA from Olea europaea var. sylvestris, 1660 nucleotides. Its product is annotated as protein JINGUBANG-like. The coding region runs from base 230 to 1537 and encodes 435 amino acids. The record is from RefSeq and is a predicted model, not a curated record. The transcript is spliced from 2 exons. NCBI's taxonomy places the organism in Eukaryota, Viridiplantae, Streptophyta, Magnoliopsida, Lamiales, Oleaceae. Gene Ontology annotation, molecular function: protein binding.
UUUACAGGGUGUUUUGAUAGAUGAUGAAGUGGCAUGCAUCUCAAUCCUUGAAUGGUUGGAAUCAAGGGUUAAGGUGCAUGCCACCUCAACAUAUGCUGUACAACUGUACAAGUCCACUCCUUGGAACUUCGCCAUUUCGCAACCAUUUCCAUUAUUUCACUUCAUUUAAGCCCGUCUCCUCACCAUCUUCCUUGUUCACACACACACACACACACAGAUAUAGAGAGAGAUGGAAACGGCGUCGUUCCUUGACCCUCCCAAUUCCCCUCCAAAUGUAUCUUUUGCACUAAGAGGACCUCGCACCAACAAUUUCCUUCGCAGCGUCUCCACCAAAGAGUCACCGCUCACGGAGGCUCCAUGUUCGCCGCCCCACCUCAGCACCGCCACUUCCCUCUCCAUCAACCUCCACAGUCACUCCCACUCUCAGCCUUCAACUCCCCACCUUUCCUUUACACCCUCUAAUAAACUGGAUGAUCUACACACCACCUACAGUUGCAUUUGUUCAGUCCUGAAAAAAGACGGCCAGAUCCUCUCUGUCGCCACCUCCGGCGGCCUCGUUUACACCGGCUCACAAGGCAACACCAUUCGCAUAUGGAAGAUGCCGGAGUUCACAGAAUGUGGGCAGCUCAAAACGAAGGCAUGCAUGGUGGUUGCAUUGGAAGUGUCAAAUGAUAGAAUCUAUGCAUCAUAUUCCGAUUGCAAAAUUAGGGUUUGGAGGAGAACUUGGGAAGGAGUCAUUAAGCAUAUAAGACUUGCCACCAUACCAAAUACCGGAAGUUAUGUCCGGAGCUACAUUGCUGGCAAGGAUAAGAUGACGAGGCACUUUGGACCAAUAUCAUCACUAGCAAUCAACAUAUCAGAUGACAUUUUGUACUCGGCUUCCCUUGACAAGACCGUGAAAGUUUGGCGAAUUUCUGAUUUCAAAUGCAUAGAGACAAUCCAGGCUCAUCCCGAGCCCGUGAAUGCAAUUGUGGUGGCUGAUGAUGGGGUAUUAUAUACUGCAUCGGAUGAUGCCACUGUGAAAGUGUGGAGGCGCAACUUUUGUAGUGGGUCUCGCCCUCAUUCGCUCGCGGUGACCCUACCGGCCAAAUACUCCCCGGUCAAAACUUUGGCCUUAACCCUUGAUGGCGGGGUGUUGUACGGUGGUUGCACGGAUGGUUAUAUACAUUAUUGGCUAAAGGGUUGGUUCUCUAGCCAAUUGCAAUAUGGUGGUGCACUCCCGGGGCACACUCACGCAGUGAUGUCCUUAGCCAGUGUGGCAAAUUACGUGGUGAGUGGAUCUGCUGAUUCAACUUGUCGAAUUUGGAUAAAAGAGCAGGAUGGUCAACACACUUGUAUUGCUAUGCUCCAAGGGCACAGAGGACCUAUUAGGUGCGUUGCUGCUUUCCCUAUACAAGGUUCUGAGGAGAGCAAUGAGAAGGGUUGUAUGGUUUGCAGUGGAAGUCUUGACGGAGUCCUUAAAGUGUGGAGAGUGAGAAACACAAGGCAAAAUCGAGAUUCAUCCCAAAAUGCUCGUGAAUAUUUUGAGCUAGCUUGAAUUAGUUGUACCUUAGUUUUCCUCGAGCAAUGGGGGAAGGGAGCUUGUUGAAACUAGAGAGCUAUGUUGCUUAAUUGUACAAUGGAUUUCUGAACUAUAAAUGAAGCACUAUUGUCUCGAUUA